AUGGGCAGAGUGAACCAGACAACAGAUUUCAUCCUCUUGGGACUUUUUCCUGAGAUCAAGCAUCUUGCUGUUCUUAUCUCCAUCAUCUUCCUGAUCUACAUGAUUGCUAUUACAGGAAAUGCUGUGCUGAUCUUCCUCAUCUUGGGUGAUUCCCAGCUCCACACUCCUAUGUACUUAUUACUGAGCCAGCUCUCUCUCAUUGACUUAGCUUUGAUCUCCACAGUUGUCCCCAACAUGGUCACCAGCUUUUUCACAGGAAGGAAAAAUAUUUCACAAACUGGAUGUGGAACCCAAAUUUUCUUCAUUUUAACCCUAGGGAUUUCUGAGUUUCUUUUGUUGACCUUUAUGUCCUAUGACCGCUAUGUGGCCAUCUGUAAUCCCCUUCGUUAUUCAGUCAUCAUGAGUCCCACUGUCUGUAUGCAGAUGGUCAUUGGAUCCUGGUUAGGGGGGACUCUAACAUCCUUAGUUCAUACAACCUAUGUUAUGCAUUUUUCCAUUUGUGGCUCCAGAGAGAUUCUUCAUUUCUUCUGUGAGGUUAUGGCCCUACUAAAACUUACUUGUGAGAACACCUCAGCGUAUGAGAAAUCAGUAGUAAUCUCAAGCUUUCUGGUAGUUUUUAUCCCGUUGAGUCUCAUUUUGCUUUCUUAUACAUUCAUCUUCCUCACUAUUCUUCGUAUGAAUUCCCCUGAAGGGAGGAGCAAAGCCCUAACCACUUGUUCUUCCCAUCUUAGUGUAGUAAGUCUCUAUUUUGGUCCAGCUAUUUUAAUUUACAUGAGGCCAGGCUCUUCCCAGACUCCUAAAUUGAACCAGGCUCUGUUUUUGUUUGAUUCCAUUCUUACUCCCAUGCUCAAUCCUAUCAUCUAUGGCUUAAGGAAUAAAGACGUGUUGGCAGCUAUAAGGAAAAUAUUGAGAACUAUAUUCUCACGAGGAAAGAUUCAGAGACACUUAGGUUGCAUUACUUGA
Molecule: messenger RNA, 963 nt
Organism: Monodelphis domestica (gray short-tailed opossum)
Lineage: Eukaryota; Metazoa; Chordata; Mammalia; Didelphimorphia; Didelphidae
Product: olfactory receptor 2L2-like
Biological process (GO): G protein-coupled receptor signaling pathway
Cellular component (GO): membrane
Molecular function (GO): olfactory receptor activity; G protein-coupled receptor activity
Source: RefSeq, a predicted model, not a curated record